Molecule: messenger RNA, 6972 nt
Organism: Grus americana (Whooping crane)
Lineage: Eukaryota; Metazoa; Chordata; Aves; Gruiformes; Gruidae
Gene: COL8A1
Product: collagen type VIII alpha 1 chain
Exons: 5
Coding region: 325-2544 (739 amino acids)
Molecular function (GO): protein binding
Source: RefSeq, a predicted model, not a curated record
AAGCCAAGUGCAUGCUACCAGCAGCAGAUCAGAGCACUUUCUCAGUCCUCCACUGUUUUGAGCCAGUGAUCUUCUCUCCUUGGAUCUUGUAUGCUCAAGAAAGAGAAGAAAAUGCAGAUUGUCAGAAUCUGUUAUGAUCUCUUCAUUACUGGAUGUUGAGUCUGGAUAUCAGAACCAGUACAGUGAAGUACUCUCCUAUUAAGCUGAGGGAGCAACUUAAAAUCAACAAAAUAACAACGGGCCUAACACAAUCAGGAAAUCUAGGUCUCUUAAAGUGAAAAGCAAACAACCUGUCCUUCUGCCCUUUCCCGAAAUCUAAAUGUGAUGGCCGUGCUGCUCUUCCCUGUGCAGCUGCUGGCAGUGGCUGUCACCAUUUACCUAGAGCUGGUGAGGUCUGCUCAAGGCGGUGUCUACUAUGGGAUUAAGCAGCUGCCACCCCAGGUGCCCCAGUACCAACCCCUCGGACAACAAGUACCUCACAUGCCGCUGGGCAAAGAAGGCAUCCCCAUGCAGCACAUGGGCAAGGAGGUGCCUCACAUGCAGUACGGGAAAGAGUACCCCCAUCUGCCUCAGUACAUGAAGGAGGUCCCGCAGAUGCCUCUGCUCGGCAAGGACAUGGCUCCCAAGAAAGAGAAAGAAAUGCCCGUGCGCAGUCUGAGGGGCGAGCAAGGUCCCCCUGGUGAGCCUGGACCAAGAGGGCCGCCGGGGCCACCAGGAUUACCCGGUCAUGGUGUGCCAGGAGCAAAAGGAAAACCAGGCCCACAAGGAUACCCAGGAAUUGGGAAGCCGGGUUUGCCAGGGAUGCCGGGGAAACCGGGGGUCAUGGGGCCCCCAGGGCCAAGAGGGGAGAUGGGGCCAAAGGGUGAGAUUGGGCCCAUGGGGAUACCUGGGCCGCAAGGACCACCGGGGCCUCAUGGGCUUCCUGGCAUAGGGAAAGCAGGUGCUCCGGGGCUGCAGGGACAGCCAGGGCCGAAGGGCGAGCCCGGAAUGAAGGGGCCCCCGGGAGUCCCCGGGAUCCCAGGGCCGAAAGGGGAGAAGGGUGUUGGGAUCCCAGGUUUGCCAGGGCUGAAGGGUCCACCCGGGCUGCCCGGCCCCCCUGGCCCUGUGGGGCUGCCGGGGGUUGGCAAGCCAGGCAUGGUUGGCUUCCCUGGCCCACAGGGACCCCUGGGCAAACCUGGACCCCCAGGAGAGCUGGGGCUGCAGGGGCCCCCAGGGGUUCCCGGGAUCCAAGGCCCCCCCGGCCUGCCCGGCGUUGGCAAACCUGGCCAGGACGGUGUUCCCGGCCAGCCGGGCUUCCCAGGCGGCAAAGGGGAGCAGGGCCUGCCAGGCCUGCCAGGGCCCCCUGGCCUCCCUGGGGUUGGGAAGCCAGGCUUCCCUGGGCCCAAAGGUGAGCGUGGUGUGGGUGGUCUGCCUGGCCCCCUGGGGCCGAAGGGGGAGAAAGGGCACGCAGGGCCACCUGGCAUGGGGGGGCCACCAGGGGAGCCAGGCCAGCCAGGACUGCCGGGCAUCAUGGGCCCCCCAGGGGCUGCCGGCUUCCCGGGACCCAAAGGAGAAGGUGGUGCUGUGGGGCCGCCAGGACCGGUCGGUCCCAAGGGUGAACCCGGCCUGCAGGGGUUUCCAGGAAAGCCAGGCUUUCCCGGAGAAGUGGGUGCCCCCGGGCUGCGGGGGCUGCCAGGCCCCACAGGGCCCAAGGGGGAAGCCGGACACAAAGGCUUGCCGGGGCUGCCAGGUGUCCCAGGGCUCGUUGGGCCGAAGGGCGAGCCAGGGCUCCCCGGUGCCCAGGGGCUUCAGGGCCCCUCGGGCAUCCCAGGCAUCGCAGGACCCAGCGGUCCCAUCGGCCCCCCAGGGCUGCCAGGGGCAAAGGGUGAGCCCGGCCUGCCUGGACCCCCCGGCUUCCCCGGUGUGGGCAAACCUGGUGCCGCAGGGCUGCAGGGACCCCCGGGGAAGCCCGGCGCGCUUGGUCCCCCUGGCCAGCCGGGACUCCAGGGGCCCCCUGGCCCCCCGGGGCCCCCCGGUCCCCCGGUCAUCAUCCCACCCACUCCGCCAGCCGUGGGACAGUACUUGCCCGAGGUUGGGCCAGGGAUAGAUGGCGUCAAGCCCCCCUACGGCUACGCGGGCAAGAAAGGCAAGGCUGGUGGUGCCGUCUAUGAGAUGCCCGCAUUCACAGCAGAGCUUCUCACCCCCUUCCCCCGGGUUGGGGUGCCCGUGAAGUUCGACAAGCUCCUCUACAAUGGCCGGCAGAACUACAACCCCCAAACGGGGAUCUUCACCUGCGAGAUCCCCGGUGUCUACUACUUUGCCUACCACGUCCACUGUAAAGGGGCCAGCGUCUGGGUUGCGUUGUUCAAGAACAACGAGCCGCUGAUGUACACCUACGACGAAUACAAGAAGGGCUUCCUGGAUCAGGCUUCAGGCAGCGCCGUUGUUCAGCUGAUGCACGGAGACAAGGUUUACGUUCAAAUGCCAUCCGAGCAGGCGGCAGGACUCUAUGCCGGGCAGUACGUUCAUUCGUCUUUUUCAGGAUAUUUAUUAUAUCCCAUGUAAAACAAAAAACCAGACACUCACACACAUACACACAAAAUCAAAACCUUUCUUCUCUGCUUCAAACUUAUACCAUGAAAGAUGCAUUUUAUGACCAUUUUGGACCAUCUUGUGCAAAAAAUAAAUAAAUACAAAGUUUAACAUUAUGCACAGCUAGUUAUAAAAAAAGUGUGGUGAACAUAUCUAAAGAUGUGUAUCAGGUUCAUAAACAGUUGUUUUGCACCCGAGGGGGACAUAUUAGCUGUACGUUAUAUAUUUCUGUGAUGCCAUGCUUACUUCAUUUCAUUCACAAUAAUUCAGUACCAAGGUUCAAAUCAGCGUACGUCACUCACUCCCAUUGCAUAUUUGACUGUUGCAUUGAUCAUAGUUGCAAGAUGAAAACCGGUGACUUAAACCAGAGUAGGUCGGUCUCAAAUUAUAUGGAAAAAUUGAGUGGCUUUUUAUUUGUUUGGGUGGGGAUUUUGGGGGACUUUUUGACAGCAGGUCUGCCUGACAAGCAAAGGUUCUCUUAGCUGGAGACCUUUAUUUCCCUUCCCCCCAUAUGAAAUAUUCCUGCAGGUGUGUUUUUUCCCCCUGAACAAUUUAUUUAUGAUGGAAAAGGAGUAUCAACGAUGUAACUAUUCCCCACAAGCCUUCUCCAGCAGUCAUUGGACCCAGAACGCUGCCACUGACUCUAGCAGGUGCUGGGCUCACCUCCAACUGCCACAGCCCUCAAAAAGCCUCCCUCUGCAUUUGCACGGUUGAAGUAGAUGAGGUGGAUCAGAGACAAAACCGAAGGGUUCCCCAUUUGCUUUGUGCCACAUGAUUGAGGCAUUUUGGCCAACACGUGGCAAUACAGCAGGGCGGUAGAAAUCUGCUUGGGUUUCUGUGCUCGUGCUAAGAACCUGCGUCCUGUUUGGCUUGUCAGAAGUGGUGCCUCUUCUGCCACUCAGUGACAGAUAAAUCAGUUUACUCUUCAGUGACUAGGCAAAGCAGAAGUAGGUCUCUGUGCUAAUUAACUCAUUUGCUGUUUGAGAUCAACUGAUAAUUUUACCAGCAGUACUGAUCAUGCAAAUUUAUCUAAGAAUUUCAUUUUUAUAUAAAAGCUGAUUUCCAAUCCUUAUUUAUAUGUUACCAACUGUCAAGGAGAACCUGCAGGCCUUGAUCUUUUCUGUACAUGAGGAAAGCAACUUCUCUGCAAGAGCUGUCUGUUCAUCAGUGGUGCUAAUCUCACCUCAAAAGUAUUCGUUUCCAGAAGGCAGUGUACUCUGCUGUUGUUCCCUGUACAGUGCUGCACAUCACACACUGUUGCGCUAGUUGAAAGAGUUAAAUACUCAUCACUUCUUCAAUGUCUUUAGCUAACGCUACUGCUUUUGAUUCAAAAACAAACUAGAUUUUUCAUGCAGAACUAAGAUUGGAUUUAACUGGCAUUACCAUUAUUUAAAUGCAGAGUUUAAUGCAGUCUAACAUUGACUAAGGACUCCAGUGAUAUAAUGUGGUGCUUUAUCUCAGAAAUUUUAUGGAACGGUGACAGGAACGGACGGACAGUUUACCAGGCAUUGGUGACUUCGGUAUGUUCCCAGAAUAUAAGAGAUAUGUCAAAAGCAAAUAAUUUUGUAUUUAAAAUUUUUGUACUGAUUUGAAAAAAUAUCUUAUUAAAUAUCUUAAAAAAAAAAAAUCCUGUCUUCAUUCAGCAGAACUGUUCAAAGGAACAUUCACGCCGCUGAAUACCUAUAUCAGACCACAAGGACUCUCUGAAACCACUGAGAGAAUGGUAUGAAAAAAAAUCCAAAUAUUUUUCUUUAGUUCCCCUCUACUGGCAAAACCUGCCCUGGGGGAACGCACUGUCCCAGCAUCGCAUCUAGAGGGAGAGCGUGGCUGGGCCGGGGCGGGGGGGGGACCCAUGGAGCGAGGGAAUGCGCCUUAAAAAGGCACAGGGGCAGCGAGCAGGAAGCCAGUGCGAGAAAUCAGACGUGGUCGAGGCGCGUCAUUAAGGGUUUGUGCUCGCCUAGAAAGCCAGAGCUGGCUACCCGGGCUGGGAGAUGCGCACCACGCCCCCGGCUCUCCCUGCGAUUUGAAAACAGCUUUUCCCAUUUCUCACCAGUCUUCCGCCUGCAACAAAUACCUAGUGCAAAAGUGGAAACAUAUUUGUCACUGAUCUACAUCACUAUUCAACUGUGGCUCCAUUGCAGGGAGUAAAUUAUAACCGAUGGUGCAGCUCCCCCAUCUCACCUCAAAGACAGGCAUUUCCUCCAGGCUGGCAAACUCCUAAACUGUCCAUACUAAAAAAAUGAACGCAUUGAAUACCUACUUGUGUCAGAUAAUUGCUUUCUAAAUCUCCCUUAGAUGCCCUGAAGCCAUGGGCUAAGCAGCUCCCCGCUCCCCAGCAUCUCAUUUUUACUGCCCAAAAAGAAAACAAAACACGAGCAAGGUAUCACAAUCAGCAUCUCUCACUUUAGAUAGAAAGUCUUUUGUCACUCGCCACCUUCUUAGUUAAACAUCUGUUAUUUUACCAUUCCCCUGGAAUUCCCCAAGAUGGGCAAGAUUAAAAAAAAAAAACCCAUGAAAAAUUAAAAUCAGGACACUGCUCUUGAUCUUUCCCACAAAAAUCUAUGUCCCAGCUUUGCUUUUACCCAGCCCGGAGUGAGAUCUCCACCCCGCAGCACAGCUCAGCCUACCUAGGUUCAACAAUUUUCAGCCUUGUUUGCUCUACUAAGCACCAAAGUUUGUUCUGAAACUCGAUACUGUAUCUGACAACACCGCGAGUACUUUGCACAGCAUUAACAAUGGGACUGGGCAUGCAUCUGCACACACACCCCGCGUACUGACCUUGCGGAAAAUAAGCCUGAGGGCAGUCUUUAACACAAUUUAUUCACAGGAAAAUAAUCUCUUUCCAUUCGUAGCAUUCAAAAUUUCACUUGAAACAACUGUAAGAAUGUCUUCGAAAUACAGCUGGCACUUGAAAGGCAUAUAAAACUUAAGACAAACGGCAAAUAAAACAAAUAUUUACCGAUACCAAAACCAGAUGUUGAGCUUUGGAUGUUCUUAAAAAUCAGACUCCACUUAAAAGUUAAGGUAUUUAUACUACCUCCCAGGGCACUGUUAGAAAGGAAAGCGUGGCAUAGGAAACAAGAGAUACCACACGCUAAUUAUUAAAUACCCAAGUUGUGAUUCUGUAUUAUGACCACCAAUACAGUCACUGGAAAUGUCAUCUAGUGAUAUCUUUUAGGCACACUCAGAUUCGUAUUUAGUGCAAUAGUUUGUGACCUUCCUUCUUAAGUCGUAUCACUGUACUUCCCUUAAUUAUUACAACAGAGGAAAAAAUACUUUCCCAACAGAAAACAAAAAAAACCCCUGAAAGUCUGAGCCAAACAGAGCUUGCAGCUGAUGCACAUCAUCCUGCCUGUUUUGUGCCUUUUGUACCUCGGGGCUGGGUCUUUCUGAUGGUGCAGCACUCGAAGGAGGUGGCAGAUAAAACACAGGAGCACCUUUGUUGUAAGAUGCUGCUGUCUUGAAAUUCAGCAGGCUGCUGGAGAACAGGACAGCGGAGGAAGGGAUGAGACCGUCUGAUUUUGCAACUGAUACAAGAAGAAAAUUCACGGGAGACACUGGGUACCCAUAUAGUUACACCGUUACCAGACACAGAAAUAAAGCUGGCAGCACCCUGGGAUUCAAAAUUUGACAGCUUCACUGCUGCUGAUGCGAUAAAAAAAAUGGGGGAGCUUUUAAAGGGAAGUUUCAGUGCAGAGACUUCAGUUUCAGGAAUGGCAAAAAUAGAAGAUCUUAAUAGCAGCUCACUCCCAGAAAAGAUCUAAGUAUUUAGAGUUAGGGUUAUUGCUUUUGUCAAAAAGUCCCAAGGCAAGUCUUUGGUAUUGCAAAAUGCCUGUGAAAACACGUGCCUGGAUAGAAUAACUGCUGUGUCUGUGGGUGCUACUGUGAAACAUGUUACGUGCAGUUAUUCUUGCCUGCAUCUUCUGGGGGCAGGGGGGUGGGUAGAAAAUGAAGCACUUGGCUCACUGCUUGUUACUGAAGAGAGAAGCUACUGGCCUGCAAGCUGUCCUUUCCAAAAAACAAAACACCAAAACCCAGUACCCUGUGGUUUAUCGACAGUAUCAACUCUUGGCUCAGUCCCAAGUGAACAGGUCCGGCUCUAAACCUUACUCAGCCACCCUGCGACAGCAACCUCAUCACGCGUGGACUUAACAUCCCUCCCUGCAGGAGCACAGACGUGGGAGAAAAAUAUCCCUGGGAGUGCUGCUUAAUUUCAGAAAGAAGUCAGUCAUACAAAUGGGGAGGCUUAUUAAGAACACAUAAAAAGGAGCAGUCAAUAGGGAUAAAUGCUUGUAGAUAGCAUAUUCAAUGCAUUGAGAAUAUCAAACACAUUAUCCAAAAGAAAAUUUAAAAAAAUAAAAUAAAAAAAUCCUAGGGAGACCAAAAAAGCUGAUGUGGGGA